Messenger RNA from Dracunculus medinensis (Guinea worm), 792 nucleotides. NCBI's taxonomy places the organism in Eukaryota, Metazoa, Nematoda, Chromadorea, Rhabditida, Dracunculidae. The record is from the annotation of a GenBank genome assembly.
UUGUCUGUGAAGAAUAAAUGGAUAAUUAUUUUUAAGAUAUUGGCUUUCAAUGUUGAAGUGGCUUUGGUACGUGAUCAAAUCUUUCGUAAUUCCGGAACAACACGAAUCGCACGUUUGCAGUUUUGGAAAGAUGCUAUUGAUUCUAUAUAUGGAGAUGGAAUCAUCCCACGGCAACCGGUUGCUGCUGCUUUAAAUUGUUUUGCCAAAUCAGCUAAUGUUAAUCUGUUGAGACUAUUAAUUACCGCUAGGCAGCGUACUCUUGGCGAUAGACCUUUUGAUUCCAUCGAAGCGGUGAGCAAAUAUGGUGUUUAUACCUAUGGUUCUGUUAUAAAAUUAAUAAUGGAAAUACUUUCGGACUAUCUUGCUGGUGUAAAUGAAAUAGAAGCUGCUGCUAAGGCAGCGAAUUCAAUGGGAGAGGCUAUGGCAAUGAUCAAUUUGCUAAGAACAAUUGCACCACUAAUAUCCCGAGGCAUUGUUUUGUUACCAGCAGAUUUAUUGAAAACUUAUAAUUUAACUGCUGAGCAGAUUUGUUUUCAGCAAGCUUCUGCUCUCCCUUCUUUGGCCAAAGAUUUAUGUUUUUCUGCUGAAACAUUUAUUAAAAAAUCCCGUUUGUGUAUCAAGGAACUUACUCCUGCUUUGAGACUUGCUUUAAUGGCUAAUGGAGUUACCGUUGAUUAUGUUUUAAGAAUUUCGCAGCGCUGCAAUUAUAAUAUUUUUGACCGACGACUUCAGAUGUCUUGUAGUUUUUUACCUUGGCGAUUGUGGUGGCGGCGCUUUUCACAAAUCUAUUGA